GGUCUGGAGGACGAGGGAGAUUCCGGCCGCCAAAGGACAGCGGCCAUUGUCCAGAGACCGGCCGGUUGGAAAAGGGGCCGAUGUCGGGGGCCCCGCUGUUCGAGGGGCGCCUGUGGGAGGCGGAGGAGGCCCGUGCCUCGGUGCACCCGCUGGUGUGCUUCCUCUGCCGCCAGCCCUACGCCCAGCCCUGCCUCCUCGACUGCUACCACCACUUCUGCGCCUCCUGCCUCCGGGGACGGGCCGUGGCCGGGAGGCUCCCCUGCCCCCUCUGCGGCCACCCGUCCGUGGUGAAAGGGACCGGAUUGCCACCGGAGGAUCGUCUCCUGAAGUUCCUUGUGGACAGCUCUGGGGAUUGCGAGGAGGAAGCCCAGUGCGCCAAUUGCGACCUGCAAAGCACCAACCCAGAUCUGGACGGCAUGUAUUACUGCAACACCUGCAACCAACCGCUGUGCGCCAAGUGCCGCGAAGAGACCCACCGGGCCCGGAUGUUCGCCCGGCAUGAAAUCGUCUCCCUGGCCAAGCGCACCAAGGACAUCCACAAGAAGUGCCCCCUCCACGAGGAGCUCUACAUCAUGUUCUCGACCGAGAAGAAGUCCAUGCUGUGCAUUAACUGCUUCCGCGACAUGCCGGUGGAAAGCCGGGCGCACUGCAUUGACAUCGAGACGGCCUACAUGCAAGGGUGUGAAAAGCUGGAUCAAGCCGUCAUGGCCGUGAAGGAGCUCCAGACGUCAACGAGAGAGGCCAUCGUCCUCCUGAAGGCCAUGAUCGAGGAGGUGCGCAACAGCGCGGACGAGGAAGAGAGCGCCAUCAACUCCCUCUUCAGCAGCAUGCAGGAGAAGUUGGCCGAGAGGAAGAAAAUGCUGUUGAAGGUGGUCCAGAGUCAAUAUGAAGAGAAGGAGAAGGCCUUCAAGGAGCAGCUGGCCCACUUGGCCUCUCUGCUGCCCACUUUGCAGGUCCACCUGGUCACCUGCUCUGCUUUCCUCAGCCUGGCCAACAAGGCUGAAUUCCUGGACCUGGGCUACCAAUUGAUGGAGAGAUUGCAGAAGAUCGUCAAACUGCCCCACCGGUUGCGCCCGUCGCAGACCAGCAAGAUCAACACGGAAUACCGGGCGGAGUUUUCCCGCUGUUUGGAGCCGCUCCUUCUCCUGGCACCGAGGCUCUCGGUCGGGGUCAAUAGUGGAUCCGGAAUGGGCAGCAGCAACAUGAUGUCGGGGGGUCCUUGCUCCAAGACCCUCCUGGUUCCUGGCUGUGGCGCCUCCUCUGCUUGCGGGAGCGUGAUGUCCUUGGUGCGGAAGCCCACCUUGCACCGCUACAUCAGCACCAAGGUCCUUCUCGCCGAAGGGGCCGAGACCGCCUUCGCCCGGCAUUGCCGCAGCUACGAGGACCGAUACCGGGCGCUGCAGGCGGAGGUCCAGGGCCUGAAGGACCAGGUGCAAGAGCUGCACCGCGACCUCACCAAGCACCACUCUCUCGUCCGCACCGAGCAGGUGGCCCACAUCCUCCAACGCUCCCUCCAGGCCGACGUCCACAUCGCCUCCCAGUACUCCGCCGUGGAGAUGAUGCGCAGCCUCUUCGAGGAGACCUGGGAGGAGACCUACCAGCGAGUGGCCAAUGAGCAAGAAAUCUACGAAGCCCAGCUCCAUGACCUGCUGCAGCUCAAGCAGGAGAACGGCUCCUUGACCACCAUCACCAAGCAGAUCGCCCCUUACGUCCGCUCCAUCGCCAAGGUCAAGGAGCGCCUGGAGCCCAGGCUGCAGGAAGCCAAGGAGAAAGAGGAGACCCCCGAAAUCCUCCUCAAAUCCUCCAUUGAAGGGGCUGCAGAGACCCCACUGAGGGACGAUGCCAACAAAGAGGCCAAAGAAGGCAAAGAGGAAGCGGAGUCGCUCCCGAGCUGAAGACAGUUUUUCAAUGAAUACUCCAUCAAGUCUCAACCGAUUCAGGAACAGAUAUUUCUUUUCAAAUUUUGAUAUAGUGUAAUAAUAAUAUAAUAUACAUAUACGGAGGUGUUCUCUC
This is a messenger RNA of Anolis carolinensis (green anole), 2013 nucleotides long. RefSeq names its product ring finger protein 207 (gene rnf207). Gene Ontology annotation, biological process: regulation of heart looping; regulation of cardiac muscle contraction. NCBI's taxonomy places the organism in Eukaryota, Metazoa, Chordata, Lepidosauria, Squamata, Anolidae. The transcript is spliced from 18 exons. Gene Ontology annotation, molecular function: transmembrane transporter binding; Hsp70 protein binding; zinc ion binding. Gene Ontology annotation, cellular component: perinuclear region of cytoplasm. Bases 81 to 1895 code for a protein of 604 amino acids. The record is from RefSeq and is a predicted model, not a curated record.